Molecule: messenger RNA, 2716 nt
Organism: Papaver somniferum (opium poppy)
Lineage: Eukaryota; Viridiplantae; Streptophyta; Magnoliopsida; Ranunculales; Papaveraceae
Exons: 6
Coding region: 597-1502 (301 amino acids)
Source: RefSeq, a predicted model, not a curated record
CCUUCCCUUCUUCUUCUCUCCUAAGUUCUAAUCAUGGGAGACAUCUAAAGAUUCUAAACCCCCAAAUUUCAUAUAGGGUUUAUAAACAAAUUAACAACACUGUCUUUUUAGUAACUUUUUUCGUCUUAAAUUUAUUACAGCGCGAAGGAUUCAAGGUCAAUAAUCGAACGAUUCGAACCCAUCAAUCCAAUCAAUGAUUUCAAGCUACUGGAGUAGAUUAUAAAGGAUUAAAGUAUCAAAACCUUGAAUUCGUCAUGGCUAAAAAGAGCAAGCCAUCCAAAAUCUCUUUUGGUGGUUCAACAUCAAAUACACCAGCAAAAGAUCCAGCUUGGGAGCAUUGUGAGGCAAUAGACCCUGGUAAACGAAGACAUGUUUUGAAAUGCAAUUAUUGUGGGAUAGACUUUUCCGGUGGUGUUUAUAGAAUUAAAAAUCAUCUUGCACAUACUAGGAAAGAUGUUGGUCCAUGUAAGAAGGUUCCCCCAGAAGUAAAACAAUUCUUUAUUACCUACCUUAAAAAUUUUGAAAACAGUAAAGAAAAGUGUGAAGAAUCAGGUGCUUUGGAUGGUGAAGAUGAGUUAGAGGGUUAAGAGAAGUUAAUGAAAGAUGCUUUUGAUAGAACUAAAACACCAAACACAAUUAAUAGCUAUUACAAGAAGCCAGGAAGAGAUGAUGCUUGUAUAGCUAUAUGUGACUUUUUUUAUGCAAAUGCGGUGCCAUUCAAUGCAGUGAACGACAUAUAUUUUAAGAAAAUGGUAAAUGUUAUAGGAGAGUUUGGAAAAGGGUUGAAGCCUCCGUCCAUGCAUGAAAUCAGAGUCACAAUCUUGAAAAAGAAAGUCGAAUUUGUGCAAGGCACCUUGGCAGAAUACCAGCAAGAGUGGAAGAGAACUGGUUGUACUUUGAUGUCCGAUGGAUGGACAGAUAAGAAACAAAGGUCUAUUACAAACUUUUUGGUGAAUAGUCCACGCGGCACAGUAUUUCUUAAAUCUAUUGAUACGUCUGACAUACAACAUAAUGCACAAAAGUUGUUUGAAUUGCUUGAUGCUAUUGUUGCUGAUCUUGGAGAGGAAAAUGUUGUCCAAGUGAUUACUGACGGUGCAUUGGCGUGUGUUAAAGCGGGUGAAUUGUUGAUGGAGAAGAGGAAAAACUUAUAUUGGUCUCCGUGUGCGGCGCACUGCAUCAAUCUCAUGCUUGAGGACUUCGGAAAUCUUCCUAUGCACCAUGAUGCUGUUGAGAAGGCUAAAUUUGUGUCAACUUAUAUCUAUAAGCGUUCUUUGGUUGUAAAUCUAAUGAGAGAACAUACUAAUGGAAGGGAUCUUACUAGGGCAGGGUCGACACGAUUUGCUACAAACUACUUCAAUCUGAAAAGCUUUCAUGUUCUGAAAGCCGCACUUAGAAAGAUGUUUACUUCGGAGGCUUGGACAAAAAGCAGGCAUGCCAAAGAAAAGCGUGGAAAGAAGGGCAAAAGAACAAAUUCCAGUCAAUUUCAAGAACGUGAGAAGUAGGUAUAUUGUUUACACGGGCAUUAUUGAAUUGAGGUGGAACACACAACUUCAUGGACCUCUUCAUGCGGCUGGAUAUUUUCUUAAUCCCAGAUACCAUUAUUCUCCUGAUUUUCAUGCCAAUUUUGAUAUGAAAAAAGGGUUUUAUGAUGUCGUGGAAAGAAUGUGCUCAUCCGCAAAGGAAAGGAUAAAUAUUGAUAAACAAGUAGAGUUGUUUACUAAUGCAGGGGGAUGUUUGGUCAUGCUAUGGCCAAGGAUACCAGAGAUUAAAAACACUCUGCUUUAUGGUGGAACUCAUACGGGGAUUCAGCUCCAGAACUCCAAAGGGUUGCUGUUCGUGUUCUAAGUGCCACAUGUAGUGCUACCGGAUGCGAGAGAAAUUGGAGUGUAUUCGAGCAGGUACAUACAAAGAGAAGGAAUCGAUUGUCGCAACAAAGACUUAAUGCACUUGUCUUUGUCAAGUACAAUCUCUGACUAAAUGAAAGGUUUACAAAAAGGCAAGAAGAAGGUGACUCUUAUGAUCCAAUAUGUUUGUCUGACAUGGAGUCUGAUGAUGAAUGGAUUACCGAAAAAGAGGAUCCUACUUUAGAAAGAGAUCCUACAUGGAUGGAUGUGCAUGAGUGUUUUGAAAUUACUGAAGCCGAGGCAAAUAAGAAGAAACGGAAAAGAGGACCGAGGAACCUAAGUACAAUGAAACUUGCACAAGGAAAAGGGAGCAGCAAAGGGAAGGAAAUAACAGUUGUGGAUGCAGAUGAAAUUCAAGAAGUUGAAGAGGAUGAUAUAGACGGAGACUAUAUGGAAGAAAUGGAAGAUUUUGAGAGAAUUGAAAUUCAAAUGCAAGCAGAAAGUGAUACUGAAUGGAUUUCUGAUGAUGGUUGUGAUUUGGGAGCUUGAUGACUGUUUAGAUGAACAUAUUUUGGUGGUUAGUAGUAGUGGGAAAUUGACAUGUAGGUAGAUUAUCGCCUUAUCGGCAAAUAUAUUUUGCAUAUGCUUCUGUUUAAGCUUCAGAUACUUUAACAUGAAAACAAAUACUUUUUGGGUAGUUAGAUACGCGAAUUGGAAGCAUACUUGUGGAGAUAAUCAAAGGUUAACUUAGAAGGUAUAUUUUGUAAAGUGAAAAAUUGACUGCUACAUCAUGUAUGAGUCUGUGAGCUGUGACACUUGACUUGACUAUCAGUUAAUGAAGUUAUUAUUUUGGGGUUUUAUUAUUAUUAUUU